Cyprinodon variegatus (sheepshead minnow) is the source of this 2478-nucleotide messenger RNA. RefSeq names its product integrin subunit beta 2 (gene itgb2). NCBI's taxonomy places the organism in Eukaryota, Metazoa, Chordata, Actinopteri, Cyprinodontiformes, Cyprinodontidae. The coding region runs from base 20 to 2425 and encodes 801 amino acids. The transcript is spliced from 16 exons. The record is from RefSeq and is a predicted model, not a curated record. Gene Ontology annotation, biological process: cell adhesion mediated by integrin; cell migration; integrin-mediated signaling pathway. Gene Ontology annotation, cellular component: focal adhesion; cell surface; integrin complex. Gene Ontology annotation, molecular function: integrin binding; amyloid-beta binding.
UGGCAGAGCACAUCCACCAAUGCUGUGCAAACUGCUAAUACAAACAUCGCAACGUUAUUGUGGCCAAGCUAUCAUCAUUGAGACCAGUAUGGAUUGGUGCAUAAUUUCCCUCCUGCUCCUUACGCUGGGCCAACAUGGGUUUUGCCAACAAGAGGAAGUCUGCUCAAAGUCGGUAAUCAACUCCUGUGACGACUGCAUCAAAUCUGGGCCAUACUGUGCAUGGUGUGAGCAGCUGAAUUUUACCAAAGCUGGUGAGCAGGAAUCAGUUCGCUGUGACACCAAAGCAAAGCUAAUUGAAAGAGGAUGCAAAACAGAAGAGAUGAUUUCCCCCAAAAACCAGCAGAUCAUCUUACAGAGCGACCCUCUGUCCCAGUCAUCUGACUCCGAGGAGCCUGUCCAAAUGAGUCCGCAAAAAAUCCACCUGAAAUUGCGACCUGGGCUUCCACACUCUUUCAAAAUCACCUUUAAGAGGGCUGAGGGUUACCCAGUGGAUCUUUACUACCUGAUGGAUCUCUCCUACUCCAUGAAGGAUGAUCUGGAAAAUGUCAAAGGCCUAGGAAAAACCCUUUUUGACACUUUGAAUAAAAUUACUAAAAAAGCUCAAAUAGGGUUUGGUGCCUUUGUUGAUAAGACAGUGCUUCCCUAUACCAACACUAACAAGGAGAAACUGGAGAAGCCAUGUGAUGAGAAUUACCAGCAAUGUCAGGCUGCCUUUGGCUACAGACAUGUUCUUAGUAUGACAUCGAGCGAGCGACAGUUCAGAGAGGAGGUGGCAAAGCAGUAUAUUUCUGGAAACUUAGACUCUCCUGAAGGAAGUCUUGAUGCCAUGAUGCAAGCGGCUGUAUGUGGGGAUCAAAUAGGCUGGAGGAACAGCAGCACUCGAUUGAUUGUUCUGGCCACAGACGCUGGAUUUCACAUGGCUGGGGAUGGAAAACUGGCUGGCAUCCUAGAACCCAAUGAUGAACACUGCCACAUAAAAAACAACCUCUAUGUCAAAAGUAGUGAGAUGGACUACCCAUCUGUUGGACAGUUGGCCAUCCAGCUGGAGAAAAACAAUGUCCAGCCAAUAUUUGCUGUAACAGAAAACGUUAAGAACGUUUACGAUAAUCUCAGCAAAAUGAUACCAAAAUCAGAGGUGGGAGUUCUGUCAUCAGAUUCAAAAAAUGUUGUUCAACUGAUUGAAAAUGCCUACCAGAAAUUAUCCUCUAAAGUCACAGUGACGCAUGAUGUUCUUCCUGACAAUGUACGAGUUGAGUACCGACCAGAGUGUGAUCAUCCCAGGCAAGAAGGCCCGAAUAAAGGGGUCUGUGAUCAAGUGCAUGAGAGACAAGAGAUACAUUUCAAUGUUACAGUGACAGCAGACACAUGCAUGGAGGAAAAGUCCUUCACCAUAAGCCCACUUGGAAUUAAAGACAAACUGACAGUAACCAUUACUACUGACUGUACGUGUGAAUGUAAUAACCCUGCAGGCAGCAAUCUGGCACACUGUAACAAUAGAGGAAGCAUUGACUGUGGGGUGUGCAGCUGCAAUGACGGUUUUACCGGUCAGUUUUGCGGCUGUGAUGUUACUACAAAAGAUGCAGAAGCUCUGCGAGCUUCCUGCAAAAAGGAUAAUGGCACGGAGUGUGAGGGCCGAGGAGACUGUGUAUGUGGCAGAUGCCAGUGCCAUAAAACAGAGCAAGGAAACUUUUAUUAUGGAGACUAUUGCGAUUGUGAUGAUGAACAUUGCGAGAAAUUCAACAAUAAGCUAUGUGCAGGAAACGGUAAUUGCAAAUGUGGAAAGUGCGAAUGCUUUAAAGGUUAUAGUGGCUCUGCUUGUCAGUGCAAGGUUUCAGAUGAGGGAUGUCGUACAACAAACGGCACUGUCUGCUUUGGCAGAGGGACGUGCGUUUGCAACCUUUGUGAAUGCCGUGAGGGAUAUCAGCGCCCAAACUGCCAGAAAUGCCUUGGCUGCCCUGACCCAUGCCAGACCAAGCUGAAAUGCAUUGAAUGCCUUUUCCCUGAUCCUGAUAAAUUGGGAAAAGACUGCAAAGAUGUUUGUCAGGAGACCAUUUCCCAUUCAGUCGUUGAAACGUUUACUCUUCAGGGUAAAGAAUGCAACCAGAAGGACAGUCAGGGCUGUUGGAUCAAAUUCAAGCUGGAGCAGUUAACUGGAAUUGAUAGUUAUUUGGCUGAAAUACUGAAUACAAAAGAUUGCCCGGAACCACCUAAUGUCAUAGCUAUCAUACUUGGAUCUGUUGCUGCUGUGGCUGUAAUUGGGAUUCUGCUGCUGAUGCUGAUCAAGUUACUGAUCCACAUGAAGGACCUAAAAGAGUUCAAAAAAUUUGAAAAUGAAAAGAAGAAAAGCAAAUGGGCAAAUGCUGAAAAUCCACUGUUCCAGAAUCCCACCACGACUGUGGCCAACCCUCUGUUUACUGGAGAGUGAGGACCCCCUGCUGCAGCGCUCACUGAUAUUUAUUCAGAGCUUAUCUUGAUGGG